AUGUCAGCUACGGGUAUUCUGGCCUCUCCUUUCGUAGGCGCCAUUUUAAAGACGGCAGCGGCAAGUUUAUUGCUUUUGGUAGCAUAUUUUCUAAGCCCUCCCAUCCUUCGCUAUUUCAUCGUUGACAAAGAGGGUAAUCGCAUUCCUCCUGGCCCUCCCGUACGAUACGCUUUCCUUCGAAAGUAUGCGGAGAGAGCACUCCAUGCCUGGGCAAACGAAUAUGGAGACCUCUUCUCCAUUUGGAUGGGGACACAGCUCUUCGUGGUCAUAUCGGAUCCGCAGGUUGCAAAGGAUCUACUCGUUACAAAUGGGGCGAUCUUUUCAAGCCGAAAGCGGUACUACAUGAAGAAUCAAGUUAUUCUUCACAACCGUGCAAUUACCGCUUCCGUCUAUGGCAAUACCUGGAGACAACAUCGCAAGCUUGCCAAUCUUGCACUCAACCCGAAGGCAAUGCAAGGAUACGCUGGAGUUAUGGACUACGAGGCUCACAUGCUGAUCAAAUCCCUCUAUGAGGCCAGUCAGCACGGGAAGCGCCCGAUCAAUACCUCUCAUUUCACAGGGCGAUUCGCCUUGAAUAACAUGCUCAUCAUGUCAUUUGGAAUCCGCACCUCGUCACCUACUGAUCCUCUCAUUGACACUGCACUUGGUUUAGCCAUGGAAUUCAUGGAGCUUACGGGGCCGUGGUCAAACGUGAUUGACUUCUUUGAAGUCCUACAGUACCUUCCUUCCAGCAAGCGUACUCGUGGAAAUCGCCUCAACGCCACUCUGCGCGAAACAUAUGGCGGAAUGAUUGUGGACUUCAAGAACAAGAUGAUGAAAGGCGAAGACGUGCCGGACUGCUUGGUGAAAACACUCCUUGAGAAUCAGGAAUCCGAGAAGCUUGACUGGGAGGAUGUAUGCAUGCUUUCCGGCGUGUUCACUCUAGGUGGAGUUCAUUCCGUUUCUGGAAUUAUUCAAUGGUUCAUUGCCAUGCUUCCCUCGCAUCCUGACGUGUGCGCUCGUGCUCAGGAGGAGCUGGAUCGUGUGGUUGGCCGUGAUCGCUGGCCUACAAUUGAGGAUGAGCAAAAUCUACCAUAUGUACGGGCAAUCAUCAAAGAGUUGCAACGCGUUCACACUCCAUUCUGGUUCGCGACACCCCACUACACAACCGAAGACUUUACAUAUCGCGGUCAGUUUAUUCCCAAGGAUACGGCAAUCGUCAUGAACUGCUUCACACUGCAUCAUAACGAAAUCCGGUAUCCGGAUCCGUACACGUUCAACCCUGAUAGGUAUCUUGGUGACAAGCUCAGCUGCAGCGAAUCGGCGAAGCUCGCCAAUGUCAUGGAGCGCGACCACUGGGCAUUUGGAGCUGGGAGAAGGAUCUGUCCUGGACUUCCUGCUGCGGAGCGUGAGCUCUGGCUCGUGUUUUCUCGUCUACUAUGGACUUUCAAGUUCGAAGCUGUUCCCAAUGAGCCCAUCUCCCUCGAGGAAUAUGACGGUGUUUCUGGUCGCACCCCCAAGCCAUUCAGGAUCAAUCUCAUCCCUCGUUUCGAGGGUGUUGCCGAUAUUCUCAACAGUGCCGAAGACCUGCCUUUGUAA
Psilocybe cubensis is the source of this 1578-nucleotide messenger RNA. RefSeq lists its product as uncharacterized. Bases 1 to 1578 code for a protein of 525 amino acids. The record is from RefSeq and is a predicted model, not a curated record. The transcript has 9 exons. Lineage: Eukaryota; Fungi; Basidiomycota; Agaricomycetes; Agaricales; Agrocybaceae. Gene Ontology annotation, molecular function: iron ion binding; monooxygenase activity; oxidoreductase activity, acting on paired donors, with incorporation or reduction of molecular oxygen.